Molecule: messenger RNA, 1168 nt
Organism: Phytomonas sp. EM1
Lineage: Eukaryota; Euglenozoa; Kinetoplastea; Trypanosomatida; Trypanosomatidae
Source: the annotation of a GenBank genome assembly
UGACUACACAUCAUCCACUGGAGCACCAUCCAUUAUAGAGCCCAAAUACCAUACUGUUUACCGAAAUGAUUAAACUCAGGGUACGGAUACCAAGAAGUACCGCCCCCAUGGAAUUAGAAGUGGAUAUUGAGGCUCCCUGGAUUGCCUUACUCUAUGAGCUCGAGAGAGUUACUGGACUCGAUGUGAAUAAGAUCCAAGUCUUGUUUGGAUUUCCCCCGAAGCCGGUUCGGGUCUCGGAUGAGACUCUUCUUAAGGACCUUAAGCUGAGAAACAACGAUAUUAUCAUUGUUCAGGAAGGUGAAGGAGGGCUCCAGAAAGGGGUAGAUGGGAGAAAAUAUGUUCCUCCAGUGCAUGAAAGGGCGCAUUUCACACGUCGUAUUUGUCCAUCUGAUAAUUCAUGUUUAUUUCACGCUUGUGCGUACAUUCUGCAUGACAAGAGCCGUUCAGAUGGACCUAUACUUCGUCAAAAGUGUGUGGAGUUCGUGAUCAGCCAUCCUGAAAUAUUCAGUAAGGAAGUGCUUGGUGAAGAUCCAUAUGAGUACGCUGCAUGGCUCAGCCGGCCCGGUUCUUGGGGUGGGGCCGUCGAGUUGGAGAUAUUAAGUCGCAUUUACGAGACGGAGAUCUUCGCUCUUGACUUGGAGUCGUCUGCUGUGCGGAAGUUUGGAACAGGGAACAACUAUAGUGUGCGUGGGUUUGUUGUGUACACUGGGGCACAUUAUGACUGCAUCGCCAUGAAUCCCAUGUUCAACUCAUCAUUAGAAAUGAACGACCAAGUACUGUUCAACACUAGGAAUGACAACGUCGUGGAGCGAGCACAACGUUUUGUGCAGGAGGAAGGUAAAAAGCUACAUUGAAGUAUGUGUCUGUGUGGGGAAGGUCAAGCGAUAGGAUGUAUUUGCGGCAUCGGCGUGAAGAUCUCAAGAAUCGAAAUAGAAACGGAGCGCUGUUUAGUACUUGGGAAUUUAUUGUGUGUUUAAUAAGCAACCAUAGACAAUUACUUUGAAAAUAUACUUAAUGACUAUUGAGCUGCAUUAUUUACAUUCCUCUUGGCGUGUUAUUUUUCUUUGAUUGCGAAAAAGUAAUGCACCCCGCCUGUUUAUAUUUUUUGACGGCUUUAUGUUGUUAAUGUGAUCUCGGAGCUGAAGCUAAUAUAUUUCAUCGUUUCUAA